CCUGACUGCUGGGAUAAGACGGAUGAGCAACCACUACUUUGCUACAAAGAGCAAAUGGCAGAGCCAGAGCCCAUGGAGACUGUUAUCACGUCGACAUGCCCAGACAAUCAUAGUCGAUGCCCUCAAACGGAUGAGUGUCUGGAGAAGAAGUUUUUCUGCGACGGCAUCAGCGAUUGCCCGAAUGGAAGUGAUGAAUCCAAUGAAAGUUGCAUUGCUUCCAAGUGCCCCAGCGACACAUUUCGUUGCGCCUAUGGUGGCUGUCUGGCCAAGGCGAAGGCCUGUGAUCAUGAGACCGAUUGCUGGGACGGCACCGAUGAAGUGCCAUCCAUAUGCUUUGAAAUGCGUGGAAUGCCCAAAAGCGAAUUGUGGCAGAGUCACACUUCGAAAAGGAAUGCCACAAGCCGCACCACACCGACAGUGCUCGUUUAUCCACGGAUCAGAACUCCCUCCAAAGACAGUGAACCUACGUCAGCGAAUGGCUGCGUUAUUCCAAGAAGCAUCAAGCAUGUGCAAGUGAAAACUCUCUUCAAUGUGCUGCCCUACACGUCGGGCUCUGCGAUAGCCGAUUCGGUUGUGGUGCGAUUGAGCUGCGACGAAAAUAGACAGUUAAAUGGCAACGAUCUGAACCACUGUUUAAAUGGUACUUGGCAGGGACCCUGGCCCGAGUGCGUUCGCACCUGCAGUGAUAAGUCAUUCCACACAGAUCUCUCCAUUCGGGCCGUCUGCAGCUACAAGGGUAAGAUCAAGAGCUGCAAGAGCCAGGACACCAAGCUAUUCAUUGGCACCGAGGCCACUGUAACCUGUGCUCCCAGCUACAAACCGCGGAAUAAUGCUAUAACUUCAGAAAUCCGCUCAUGCCAGAGGAAUGGCACGUCUGAAAUCCCGUUCUGGAAAAAACAAAUGAAUAAAAAUCAUCAAUUAAAGUGCGUUCCAGAAUGCGGCAAAAUACUACCAACCGUUAAGAGUGAUCCAUGGCUGGUUAGCAUAUUUAAAAGUGACAUAACACUGUCGAACUAUACUUUCCAAUGCUUUGGCACAAUCAUCAGUCCAUGGAUGGUUAUCGUUGACAAAUACUGGAUCGAUGGGGAGGAUGUGAUGCACUAUGCCAUUGCCGAGGGAGAUCAGAAAACCAGCUUUAGGAAAAAUGAGGAACAUCCCUAUGCGCUGCACAACGUGGCCCUAAUUUCAAAAAGCCAAAUACAAACGCGUCUACUUUUGGUUAAUCCCUUCAUACUUUCGGCAUCACUGCGACCCAUUUGCCUUCCUCCACUACCUAAUGUGCCACAGAAACGUCAUCCGAAUUGGAUCAUUUCUAUUACCACUGCAGAUAAUCAAACUAUAUUUUAUAAGUGUAUUGCCGAAGAGUUUUUAAAUCAAAAAAAAAAAACAAAAGGAAACCGAAAAGGUGGACUUAACUAACAGCAAA
Messenger RNA from Drosophila obscura, 1426 nucleotides. Its product is annotated as modular serine protease-like. The transcript is spliced from 3 exons. Gene Ontology annotation, cellular component: plasma membrane. Gene Ontology annotation, molecular function: protein binding. The record is from RefSeq and is a predicted model, not a curated record. NCBI's taxonomy places the organism in Eukaryota, Metazoa, Arthropoda, Insecta, Diptera, Drosophilidae. The coding region runs from base 55 to 1419 and encodes 454 amino acids.